Molecule: messenger RNA, 1038 nt
Organism: Penicillium cinerascens
Lineage: Eukaryota; Fungi; Ascomycota; Eurotiomycetes; Eurotiales; Aspergillaceae
Exons: 2
Coding region: 1-1038 (345 amino acids)
Source: RefSeq, a predicted model, not a curated record
AUGACAGACUCACUCGAUAUACUCUCUACAGCCGACCGUCUCCGACACGGAACACCAUGCACACUCGCCAACGAAACCCCUCGCCAAGGCGGCUCCCACCGCGUCUUCAAAAUCAUUUUCAAAGACUCCAUACAGUGGGCAGCCCGAAUCCCCCAUGACCCAAGUGACUGGACAUACGAACUCCGUGCCUUGAAACAUUUCCAACACAUCAAACAGCAACAUCCGGAAAUCAAAGCACCAACCUUGUUCUUCGAGGAAGGACACCCAGUUCUGUAUUCGGAAUGGGUCAGUGGCACGCCGCUAGCAAUCUGGAAUUUUCAAAUUCCUUUGAUUAAACGGCAAAGUCUUUUGGAUGACAUUGCGGAGUUUCUGCAGCAGCUGUGGACGACUCCUACUCCUUCCCCAGGCAAGAAGGGCCUGUACUCAACCUGGCUCACGGAAAGUCUAGAUAGAGGUCUAAGGAGGACCCUCAAUGGUACUGCUAGAUGGGGAAAUGCUGUUGAUUAUCUCAUUAUGCGAUCUAUGAUUCCGGAGUAUGCCGAGUUUGACAAAUAUCCUGCUAUCGGCUUUGAUCACGGGGAUCUGAAUGCGUAUAAUAUUAUGACAGACGAUUUCCACUUGACAGGGGUUAUCGAUUGGGACUGGAUAUCCACCGCACCACUACCAGCCGUUAUCCACCACCCGUGGUUCAUAGCGGAUAUCCCUGGAUGGUAUAAUGAGGGUGUGGAAGAAGGUGAUAACUUCGGCGAGGAUCGUCUUUAUCUUGAGUAUUCUGUAAGGAAGAAAGAACUUGAGCAGAAUAUGCCGCCUACGGUGUCGACGUUGUUAAGGGACUCCGAGGAGAGAUUGUUUUUUCAAUCGGCUUUUCAUUUUAGAGACAUCCAUAUGAAGUUUGUUGAGAUGUAUUGUAUGUUGACGGAGAGUAAUAGGAGGGCUGCGAGGGAGCAGUUAGAUGCGGUGUUGGAGUUGUAUCCUGAGUUGGGGGGUGAGGAGGGUGUGCGGAAGGUCAAGGACCUGCUGGAGACAGACGGAGAGUAA